This is a messenger RNA of Parnassius mnemosyne (clouded apollo), 2145 nucleotides long. The record is from the annotation of a GenBank genome assembly. Lineage: Eukaryota; Metazoa; Arthropoda; Insecta; Lepidoptera; Papilionidae.
AUGGAAAACCUAUACAAACAAAAAACAAAAACCGCCGGCAACGGCAACGUAGAGGAGAGGAGGAACGAUGCGGGGACAGAGUCCGACGCCGCAUCGAACAGCGAGGGAGGCUCAGAGAGCUCCCGACAAGUGGAGCCUGGGACCGCGGAGACCAGCAAGUUCUUCCGCAAGCGGUCCAGGCGGGAUGGCGACCAGGGGUCGGCAUCCGGUGAAGAGGAGGUUUCGGCCCGGAAAAUCCCCACCAACAGGCGGGGCGGGCUGAGAGGCAAGGGGACCAAUCAGAGGGCCGAACGAGCGGCAAAGCUUGCCGAGGAGGGGCGCCACCCGGACGAUACGGCUCGGGAAUCAGGCGAAGAAACAGAUGCGACUGGCGGCUCCGAGGUGGAGCGUAAGGCCAGAUUCGUAAAGGAGGUGGAGGCCGCGAUCAAGGUCGUGGCCAACAAGCAAAAGUCCUCCUCGAAAGUCAAGGCCAUUCCCGCGGCCUCCGCCUCCAUUAUGGCGGCUGCGGAGGCCAACUUUGCUGGGGCUGGGCCUAAUGCGGACGAGGUGGCGAAGCUGCGGGCGGACGUGGCCCGCCUGACGUCCGCCUUGGAGACUCUCCAGAAGGAGAAUGAGAAGCUCCGCGCAGACCUGGCCAGUCUGCAUAAGCCUGCCUCUCGCGCGGCGCCCCAGACGCAGCGCCCAAGCCAGCCCGUGCCGGUGGAGAACCAGGUUCUGAACCUGGUCCGGCAGGAGCUGGCUGCCUUCCAGCACCGGUUCUCCGUGCUGGAGGGCAUCGUCCUGCGCCCCCCCCUAGGGGCAAACAAGACGGCGGCGAGGCCGGCAACGGUUUCCUACGCGACGGCCACGGCUGCCACAUCCAGGCCGGGGCCGUCCAGCCAGCCCUCGGGUGGGGCUGCAGUUGCCCCUCCCCCCCCUGAAAAUCCGGCUCCGGCAAAACCGAUACCGGCUGAACCGGCUCCGGCUAAGCCGGCGACGGGAAAGAGAGGCAAGGCGAAGGCGAAAAAGGGCAAGGCGGCAGCACAGGUGAUGGCUGCGCCAGCCCCAGUGCCUGCGGCGAAUGGGCCAGCGCCAGCGGCAAGCCAGCUGCCGCCGCCGCCACCGCCCCCGCAGCUCCCUACACCUCCCGCGGCAGAAGCCGGUUGGCAGGUGGUCGGGGAGAAACAGAAGGGGAAGAAGGCAGCCAAAAAGGCCAAAGAGCAGGAGCGGCAGCGUCAGUUCAGGGCGCGCAAGAUCGCGGCUAGGCUCCGCGCCCCGAAGACCGCAGCUGUAGUGAUUACACUACAGCCGGACGCGGAAAAGAAGGGCGUUACCUACUGCGAUCUGCUCGCGAAGGCGAAAGAGGCGGUGGAUCUCGGGGAGCUCGGGAUCACUGGGGGCCUCCGGCUCAAAGUCACCCAGACGGGGGCCCGUAUGCUGGAGAUCCCCGGGGAAUCCAGUGGCGCGACUGCGGACGCUCUGGCUGCAAAGCUCAGAGCGUCCCUGAAAGCGGAUGAGGCCCGAGUGUCCAGGCCCGUCAGAUGUGCAGACCUGCGCAUCAUGGGUCUGGACGACUCGGUAUCGGAGGAGGAGUUGGUGGCCGCCGUCGCCAGGUCCGGGGGGUGCACUACUGACCAGGUCAGGUCAGGCGCAAUACGCCCGGACCAACAGGGUAUGCAUGCCGCCACGGUGUGCUGCCCUGUUACGGCGGCCAAAACCAUAGUGGAGGGCCGAAGGCUUCUGGUGGGCUGGGUCUCAGCGCAGGUUAAGCUGCUGGAGCCCAGACCUCUGAGGUGCUACCGCUGUCUCGUGGGGCAUCACGUAUCAGCGAAAUGCGCCUCGGAGGUUGACCGCAGUGGCCUCUGCUUCCGCUGCUGUCAGCCCGGACACAUAUCGGCGACCUGCUGCGCCACGCCGCACUGUGAUGCAUGUGCGGCGACCGGCAAGCCAGCCGAUCACUGGGCCGGAAGCAGGGCCUGCGCGUCACCCGCCAAGGCCAAAGCCGCGGGUAGGGGAGGGCCCUCCUCCGCCGCCACCGCCUCUAUGGCCACCGCCGCAGCUGCAACUGCCGCCGCCGCCGCUGUCACUGUCGCCGCCGCCGCCGCCGCGACACCGACGCCUGCAGAGGGGCGCCCCGUGGAGGAAGCUGAAAUGGAAUGCCUAUAA